AUGCAGCCUCUCUCUUUUGAUCCCUUCUUCCGUCCCUUCUUGAGGGUCGUCUUCGACAUCCCGGCCGUUUCAGUCCGGCAGUCUCUGCGCCGUCCUUGCUCCUUACCGCGUUCAUUUCGCGUUUCCUACUCUAGCUCCAUCGCCACCCCGACCCGUUGGCCGCCACGUCGCGAGUUCUCUAUCAUGGCGCAUCCUCCUAGCGACUUUUUUGAAUAUACGUCAGGGCGGUGGAUCUUCAAUGAUGACCUUCGCCACGCAGAGCGCAGACGUGUCUUCAAGGUCGGUGAGCUACGUCGACUUGCAGCAGAGGCCGUCAAUCGGAGUCCUGAUGCUAUUAUCCGUAUGGAAAAACUAGCCGAGGGUGGGUUUAACCGCACCUUCCUCAUUACCAUGCGCUGUGGCUUCCGAAUGGUGGCGCGUAUCCCGUACCCGGCUACGAUUCCCAAGUACUUUGCUGUCGCCAGUGAAGUGGCUACUAUGACCUUCCUCCGUUCCUUUGGGCUGCCUAUACCUGAGGUAUACGGAUACUCACCUACGCCAAACAACGCGGCAGGGACCGAGUAUAUCUUCAUGGAAUUCGUACAAGGCACCAAUUUAAGCGACAUGUGGUUUGAUAUGGAGGAAGGGGAAAUCAUUUCAAUCUCACGCCAACUUGCUGAACUCGAGUCGAAGAUGAUGUCGAUUGCUUUCCCGGCUGGCGGAAGCCUUUACUAUGCCGAAGACUUGAAGAAUGCAGCUGGGAGAGCCUCUUGGCCUACUAGCCCGGGCAUCACACUAGAGAACAAGCGUUUCUGCGUCGGCCCAGAGACAAGUCUGCGUCUAUGGUAUGGCAGGAGAUCACAGCUCGACUUAGAUCGAGGACCAUAUGAAAGUGCCGAAGCAGCCCUCGUAAGAGGGGCCGAAAAGGAACUAGCUUAUUUACGGCGGUUCGGUCGACCGCUGUUGCCGUUCCAGCGCGUAAGGAGGGAGGCUUACAAGUACCAGGAGCAGCCGCCGUCAGAUCACAUCGAGAACUUGGACCGCCAUCUCCUCAUCGCGUCCUCACUCAUCCCCAGGAACCCGGCCCUCUAUCAUUUCCGCAUCCGCCAUCCUGACCUUCAGCCGAGCAAUAUCAUCGUUUCUAGGUCGCCUGACUCUAACUUGCACGUCGUCGGCCUGAUCGACUGGCAACACACCCCGAUCCUACCCUUGUUUCUCCUUACCGGUAUACCCCAACAGCUACAGAACUACGAUGAUAUUGGCUCGCAAUCCAUGACGCGGCCGUCGCUACCGGAGAAGUUGGAUGAAUUAGAUGAAACCCAGCAAAGCGGAGAGAUGGAACUCUACCGUCGCCGCCUCGUCCAUUACCACUACGUCAAAAACACAGAGAAGUACAACGAGCUUCAUUACGCGGCGUUAACGGACCCCAUGGGCGUGCUCCGCCGCCGUCUCUUCUGCCACACCAGUGACCCUUGGGAGGGCGAAACUCUCGCGCUGAAGGUUGCGCUGAUACAAGCAACAGAGAACUGGAAGACGCUCACGGGGGGAGGUUCGCCGUGUCCUGUCGUGUUCGACCCCGAUGACGUACGGGAGACGAUGAAGCUGGAUGCAGAACAGAGAGAAGCGGAUGAGUCUCUAGAGGGGUGCCGGGUCAUGAUCGGCUUCGGGCCGGAGGGCUGGAUGCCCGCCGAGCACUACGAAGAGGCCAUGGCACUCAGCAAGAAGCUGAAGGAGGAUGGAUUGGCGGCGGCCGAGUCGGAGGAGGAACGGGCUCAAAUCGCGGCGCACUGGCCCUUGGACGACAUGGACGAAGAGGAAUACAUGUAA
Molecule: messenger RNA, 1806 nt
Organism: Suillus fuscotomentosus
Lineage: Eukaryota; Fungi; Basidiomycota; Agaricomycetes; Boletales; Suillaceae
Product: protein kinase subdomain-containing protein PKL CAK Fmp29
Exons: 3
Coding region: 1-1806 (601 amino acids)
Cellular component (GO): mitochondrion
Source: RefSeq, a predicted model, not a curated record